CGUGCGGAAGGGGGGGUUACGGGUUGCACUAAUCAGGAACCAGGGCGCCGCGCUUUAUAAAACGCCCCAAAGUGAAGCUCACGAAGCCUGGUAUCGAGUAGGUAGAUUGAAAGGGACGCAACUCGAUGCAAAGAGCAAGUUACUUCUCAGACUUCCACAGUUAUAGUUCUUAGUUUCCAUACCUAGCAACCAGACCACACAUUUCCAACUUGAACUGUCACUGAACUUCAACCAAAUACUACUAAACCUGAGUGACCAACAGUGUCCAGCCUAAAGCAGAGUCAUCGUUGUAAGAUGACCAUUGCCUGCUUCGCCCUACUGAGCCUUCUAACUGUUUAUUUUACAGGCCAUGCAGACGCCUCUUACAUCUAUCGCUCGAGACCUCUUCCAUCAGACGAGAUAUUAAGAUUUCUCUCCCUUGAAAGAGACCCACCGGCAGACGAUAUCGGCCACACAUCACCCAGAUUCGUCUACCGGAAGAGAAGCCCCUACUCCGCUUCCGGUCUGUCUCGUUUUACAAGCUUAGUCUACGAACCCGGAAGUGCACGAUCGUAUUACCCACUUCCGUACCAGUGGUCAAGACGCAUAGGGUCCGACUUCAUCAACGACGACGCGGAGAAAGGGAAACGCUUUUUUGACUCGCUUGGCGGGUAUGAGGUUCACAGUUUCAAGAAGAGAGACAUCGACGAGGGACUCUUCGGCGACCAAGAUCAAGAACUUUAUGAUGACAAGCGAUCAUUAGACUCCUUGGGAGGAUUCAACGUCCAUGGCUGGAAGCGAUCGAUUCGAUCCCCAGCCAACACAAGACAGAGAUACAGGCGAGACGUAAGCUGCAAUCAGGGCGAUUGUGACCGAGCAAGCAGUACCGAGACUACUGACUCCACUCAGGAUGCUGACUCAUCUAAGGAUACUGACUCAUCUCAGGAUCUAGAAGAUUCUCUUGAUGGAUUUAAUAUUCGUGGUUGGAAAAUAAAUGCUUCACAAGCUGACCAUGUUCAAAGCAGCUUAGAAAAAAGUGACUUAUCAAUAAUAGAGGACAAAAAAGCGCUAGAUAGUCUGGGUGGAUUUAAUGUCCAUGGAUAUAAAAGGGCGUUAGAUAGUCUAGGUGGAUUUAAUGUCCAUGGAUACAAAAGGGCGUUAGAUAGUCUAGGUGGAUUUAAUGUCCAUGGAUACAAAAGGGCGUUAGAUAGUCUAGGUGGAUUUAAUGUCCAUGGAUACAAAAGAUCGUUAGAUAGUCUAGGUGGAUUUAAUGUUCAUGAAUAUAAAAGGGCGUUAGAUAGUCUAGGUGGAUUCAAUGUCCAUGGAUACAAACGCGAUGAUGACAAAAGGGCAUUAGAUAGUUUAGGUGGAUUCAAUGUCCAUGGAUACAAACGCGAUGACGACAAAAGGGCAUUAGAUAGUCUAGGUGGAUUCAAUGUCCAUGGAUACAAACGCGAUGAUGACAAAAGGGCAUUAGAUAGUCUAGGUGGAUUCAAUGUCCAUGGAUACAAAAGGGCAUUAGAUAGUCUAGGUGGAUUCAAUGUCCAUGGAUACAAAAGGGCAUUAGAUAGUCUAGGUGGAUUCAAUGUCCAUGGAUACAAAAGGGCAUUAGAUAGUCUAGGUGGAUUCAAUGUACAUGGAUACAAACGCGAUGAUGAUAAAAGGGCAUUAGAUAGUCUAGGUGGAUUCAAUGUCCAUGGAUACAAACGCGAUGAUGACAAAAGGGCGUUAGAUAGUCUAGGUGGAUUCAAUGUACAUGGAUACAAACGCGAUGAUGACAAAAGGGCAUUAGAUAGCCUAGGUGGAUUCAAUGUCCAUGGAUACAAACGCGAUGAUGACAAAAGGGCGUUAGAUAGUCUAGGUGGAUUCAAUGUACAUGGAUACAAACGCGAUGAUGACAAAAGGGCGCUAGAUAGUCUAGGUGGAUUCAAUGUCCAUGGAUACAAACGCGAUGAUGACAAAAGGGCAUUAGAUAGCCUAGGUGGAUUCAAUGUCCAUGGAUACAAACGCGAUGAUGACAAAAGGGCAUUAGAUAGUCUGGGUGGAUUCAAUGUCCAUGGAUACAAACGCGAUGAUGACAAAAGGGCGUUAGAUAGUCUAGGUGGAUUCAAUGUCCAUGGAUACAAACGCGAUGAUGACAAAAGGGCAUUAGAUAGUCUGGGUGGAUUCAAUGUCCAUGGAUACAAACGUGAUGAUGACAAAAGGGCAUUAGAUAGUCUAGGUGGAUUCAAUGUCCAUGGAUACAAACGCGAUGAUGACAAAAGGGCGUUAGAUAGUCUAGGUGGAUUCAAUGUCCAUGGAUACAAACGUGAUGAUGACAAAAGGGCAUUAGAUAGUCUAGGUGGAUUCAAUGUACAUGGAUACAAACGUGAUGAUGACAAAAGGGCGUUAGAUAGUCUGGGUGGAUUCAAUGUCCAUGGAUACAAACGCGAUGAUGAUAAAAGGGCGCUAGAUAGUCUAGGUGGAUUCAAUGUACAUGGAUACAAACGUGAUGAUGACAAAAGGGCGUUAGAUAGUCUGGGUGGAUUCAAUGUCCAUGGAUACAAACGCGAUGAUGAUAAAAGGGCGCUAGAUAGUCUAGGUGGAUUCAAUGUCCAUGGAUACAAACGCGAUGAUGACAAAAGGGCGCUAGAUAGUCUAGGUGGAUUCAAUGUCCAUGGAUACAAACGCGAUGAUGAUAAAAGGGCGCUAGAUAGUCUAGGUGGAUUCAAUGUCCAUGGAUACAAACGCGAUGAUGACAAAAGGGCAUUAGAUAGUCUGGGUGGAUUCAAUGUCCAUGGAUACAAAAGGGCAUUAGAUAGUCUAGGUGGAUUCAAUGUCCAUGGAUACAAAAGGGCAUUAGAUAGUCUAGGUGGAUUCAAUGUCCAUGGAUACAAAAGGGCACUAGAUAGUCUAGGUGGAUUCAAUGUCCAUGGAUAUAAAAGAGAAGCAGAGACGACAUUAGUAGAUUCAACUAAAUAUUCCGUAAGUCACAAUAUUCAUUCCCUGCAACAAAACGACGGAAGUAACCCAGAAUUAGCCGGAAGUAGUCCAAAUUUAUCCGGAAGUCAUUCAAGCAGCAGUGAUAGAAAUCUCACCACAAAGCGACCAACACAGGACAAAAACACACACAUUUCAAAUGUAUCUAAUAACCAACCCUGAUGUUUUGAAAGUAUUUAUAAGAAAACAUUUGUAAAAAAAAAAGUGUUUAAGACAGUCACUUGUGUUAUUUUGUUAUAAGCUUUUAUCGGCGGUUUAAUUUUCUGUUCUACUAAGUACGCUUACAAUCCUACUGGAGGCUACUAGAGGAAUUCUGAUUUCUGACUACGCCUGAAGGCACAACUUUCGCGAAUAUAAACAAACUCUUUCCUUCGGUGGGUCGACUCUAAUAAAACAUUGCUAGAUCUACAUAUUACUUAUGUCUAUGAAUUUAUUUAUUUAUUUGCAAUUGAUUUUUUCGAGGCUUGGAUGCUGGAGAUAAAAUUUAGUCCACGAUUAGAUUAUCUCAGAAAUUAUCCCUCUUCUUUUUCCAGUCCGUUAUUUAACUCUUUCUCUCCGUAAUUAUUUUCCACGUUCCAGAGGAAUUACUCACUUUGCUGUUUUGUAUUGUUUUGAUUAAAUUUCAAUAACUUUUUUGUGUUUGAAUUGAGAAAAUGUUAUGUUUGGUAUAGAAUUAAAGAGAUGUGCAUGCUCUUUUUACACAACGCAAAUUAAUGUUCAUAAAACCAAAAAUUUAAUUUAAUUGGGUCAAAUUGACUUUGGUACCGUCAAUUAGGAGAGAAAGAGUUAAUACAACUAUACUAUCCCCCCCCCUCCAUUUUAUUUCUCCUGCUUCUCCCCAUUCCAAGUAUCCAAGCACAGGCAUCUCUAUAUCUGGGCCUUGAAAAUAACAAUAAACACAAGUUAGAUCUACACGGGCUGGUCUAGUGGCUAAGCGAGUUUAGAUUCUGAACAAGACUAUACAGUUAUCUUUUUGUUAAAAUAAUAUUUACUUGUUUCGUUGCCAUGAAUUUCUUUUUUAUUUCUUAUUAACAUUUUUUUUUUAAUUUAUUGUAAUUUGAAUUAUUUUCUUUCUUCACUUAUAAAAACUAAAGAUCUACUUUUGAAUGGAGCCAACUUAAGUCUUUACUGAUAAACACGCGUCCAGGCACAGGGUGACCAAUGGUCAUCUAGGGAUUUGUUACGAUGUUGAAAGUAACCAUGCAUGACAGAAGAGAAUAAAAUCACUUGUCGUAAAAAAACAAAA
Molecule: messenger RNA, 4204 nt
Organism: Biomphalaria glabrata
Lineage: Eukaryota; Metazoa; Mollusca; Gastropoda; Planorbidae
Product: feeding circuit activating peptides-like
Exons: 2
Coding region: 295-3120 (941 amino acids)
Source: RefSeq, a predicted model, not a curated record